AUGCAAAACGAAGCGAAGUCGUCUUACAGAGAAGCAUCGAGUUAUACAUGAUGACGUUUAAACCGACGUAUUUCUUUUUAGCAAUGUCCAUAAUCUACGGAUUUGCUCUUUUAUGUUCUUCUAGACACACACGCAUAAAUGAGUAUGGACGUUUUGACAGGACCUCUCAAGAUAAAGUUCGUGAUUCAGAAGAAUUCAUAGUGCGAAAAAGACCCACAGUUCUGCUAAACAGAUUAUUGUACGCUUUGCAGAAUGUUAUACAGCCAGAUGAAGUUGUCACCAAACAACACCAAGAACUGGAAAGAAGGAACUAUCCUAAACAGUACUGGAGAUGCUAUUUUAAUGCUGUUAGUUGUUUCAAACGGAAAAGACAGAUUCCUGAAAACCUGAUAAAAAGUCACUGAAAGAAUUGUCGACGGUUGUUUUGACUGGAUCAAAAUUUAUUUUGCCUAUCUCUUUUUAUUAUAAAUCUAAAUAAGAUUUGGGCAUAAUAUAGCAUUUGUAGAAAUGGUAUGUUAUGUAAAUAACUUUUAACAAAAUUUUACGAAAGGGCCCAAACAUGUGAUCCAUUUGUUUCAUACAAAAUACUUUAAAUUAAUGCAUGAGAUUUAAGCCUAAUUUAAGAAGGUUUUAAAUCAUUUGAUAAUAUAUUGGUUAAAAUGAUUGUUCCUUAAAUAAACUGAUUGUUCCAUGCUAUAAAUUACACAAAAUUUAUACCUUCACAUAACACAUCUGAAACAAAUAUGACAAUGUUUUUUUUUCGAUUUUUUUUUCAAAUAUUUUUUGCUAACACAGUUUUCUGAUAACAUUAUUUGUUACUCAAAAGAAACGAUGCAUCUUAUUUUAUUCGAAGAAAAUUAAAAAUAAGAAUAUUUUGGAUAUGUUUUAUUUAUAUAAUCAUUAAUAAA
Parasteatoda tepidariorum (common house spider) is the source of this 908-nucleotide messenger RNA. RefSeq lists its product as uncharacterized. The record is from RefSeq and is a predicted model, not a curated record. Lineage: Eukaryota; Metazoa; Arthropoda; Arachnida; Araneae; Theridiidae.